AUGUUGAGGGUGAUUUUCCUGUUGGGCUUAUUGGUUCUUUUGUCUCAGCAUAAUCUAUGCAAAGGUCAUGCCGAAGAUGAUCUUCACCCCGCUCUUGUUAAUGCGAAUGAGAGAAAGAUCGACGUUUAUGUUGGGCCGAGCAGCGAUUUCAAGACGAUCCAGGCCGCCAUCGAUGCUGUUCCACUGGAGAACAAGCGGCGCUAUAUAAUCCAUGUCGCCAGCGGAGUUUAUCGCGAGAGAAUCACGAUUCCAGCAAGCAAGGAUUUCAUCACGCUCUUGGGCAACUUUGAUGACAAGUUUGCGACGAUUGUUGUGUCCGCUGGAAACGAGCCCACACUCUCAGUUCAGAACGAUGCACCAUUUGUUUAUGCUGGAGCCGUAGAAGAACAACAAAGCAACACCGUAGCCGUGCAAGUAUCGGGUGACUUUGCGGCGUUUUACGACUGUUUCAUCACUUCGAGCCAGCAUACGCUCUCUGAAGACCGCGGCAGACAUUUCUACAAGAGGACCUUCAUCCAAGGCAGUAUAAACUUCAUCACUGGACAAGGAAGGUCAUUAUUCCAGGUAAAUAUGAAACUGAAGAAGAAUUGCUUCGUCCGUGACGCUUAUAUGAUCAAUUCUUUGCGUGCACAGGAGUGUAAUAUCGUCUCCAACUCGAGGAACAACACUGGAGGGAUUACUCUUCAGUCUAAGCCAGAGCGAUCGUGGGGUUACUCGUUCGUCAACAGCUACUUUGGAGGAACUGGGCAACUGUCUUUCGGCCACCCUUGGAAAGAUUUUGCCCGCGUUGUGCUUAUCAGUAGCUAUUUCGACGAAGUUGUAAUUCCAAACAACUGGGACAGAUGGCCAUACAACAAUGGCAAUGGGAACGUUUUGUUUGCUGAGUACGAUAGUCAGGGUCCAGGGGCUGUCCCCACGAAGCUUGCCAAUUGGGUGAAACACUUGAGCGAAGAAGAGGCUCAGGACUACAGCAGUAUUGCGUUUGUGGAUGGGGAAGAAUGGCUGUUCUUGGAAGUCUAA
Molecule: messenger RNA, 1020 nt
Organism: Selaginella moellendorffii
Lineage: Eukaryota; Viridiplantae; Streptophyta; Lycopodiopsida; Selaginellales; Selaginellaceae
Product: probable pectinesterase 67
Exons: 4
Coding region: 1-1020 (339 amino acids)
Biological process (GO): cell wall modification
Molecular function (GO): pectinesterase activity
Source: RefSeq, a predicted model, not a curated record